AUGGGCGGCAAGGCUAAAUUUAAAAAGCAUACGGCGGCGGAACUCGAGCGGCGCCAGAAGCAGGUCAACAAAGGUGGAGGCAAAGCUGGUGCAUCAACGCGAGGAGUUGCCAAACUAAAUUUCACCUGUGACAUCUGCAUGAGCGCGUCACCAGACAUCAAGUCUUUUGAACAGCAUUACGCAAGCAAGCACGCGAAAGCCACAUUCGACCGUGAGGCCAUGAUCCAGAAAGCCGAGGCCCUGCGUGAAUCACAGCAGGACCAGUCCGCCGCUGGCUCCCAUUUCAAAAAGAAAUAA
Messenger RNA from Plasmopara halstedii, 297 nucleotides. Its product is annotated as Zinc finger protein 706. Lineage: Eukaryota; Oomycota; Peronosporomycetes; Peronosporales; Peronosporaceae. The record is from RefSeq and is a predicted model, not a curated record. The coding region runs from base 1 to 297 and encodes 98 amino acids. The transcript is spliced from 2 exons.